AAAAAUUUAUUUGUUUUGAUAAUUGAAAAAUAUUAAAUAACGAUUUUUAAAUAAAAAAAAAUGUCAUAAACUAAAAGUCUUAGUAGCUCCUAAAGUUUAAAAAAGAGUUAAUAAAAUAUAAAAUAGGAAAGAUAAGAUGAAAAGGCAGAUAAUGAAGAACAGUUUAUUGAGUAGCAAUAGUAUUAAAAUAAUGAUCAAGAUGAUGGUAGUUACAGUUCUUAUAAUUAUAUUCAGUAAUAAGAAUAGAAUGAUUAAAAUGGAAGUCAAAAUUUAAGUUCCUCAUAAAAUUUAAGUUAGAAAUCUUAAAAUAAGUAAUCUUCUAAGAAAUUAAGCAAUGCGUUUAAUACGGCAGGAUAUUAUUAAAAUGACUUAGAUAAUCAACAAGCUGAUUAAAAUGAAGACGAUAGAGAAUCUGUUUUUUCAUAAAAAUCUAAAUAAAGUAUUUCUAAAAGUGUUAAUUAAUAAGUCAAUAAUAUUUAGGAUAAAUAUGAAGAAAUCGUAUUGACAUGUAACAUACACAGACAAUAGAUUGUUAAAGUAUGCUCAAAAAAAAAUUGUAAAGAAAAGAUGCUUUUUUGUUUAGAAUGUAUUGAAGAAUUCGCUGAGCAUGUCGUUAAACACAGACCAUUCAUGUCUAUCAAUGAUUUUCUAAAAGAAUUAUAAACUAAUCCUCACACUUAAAGAAAAGAAAAGAUUGAAAUGCUAUAAAAUGAAAACCAGUCUCAUGUAUAGAUGUUUUUGCAGGCAAUUAAUAAAGAGAAGAAUCGAGUUGCACAAAAAGUUAUUCCUGUUAUUAAAUCAGCUUUAGUAGGACUAUGCGAUCAGCUUUAAAGUAGAAUAUUUGAUGAAAUUGAUUAAUUUUCAAAAACAUAUUAAUAUAACUCGUAAUUUCUGAACUCUUACCUAGACCAAAAUGGAUUACUCUCUGAAAUACUUGAUUAAGUCCCUUCUUAUGCUAACCUUUAUCAGAAAUUUUAAGAAAACAAAGGAUUACAAGAAAUUAGGUUCCAUGAUUAUUUAGAAAAAGUUUAUAGAAAAACCUUAAAUAAUAGCUCAGUUGAAUAGACAAAUUAAGCAUUUGCUUAUUUUGAAGAGGUAUUUGAAGAAUUUAGAAAAUAAGGGAAUAAUACUCCAAUAUUCAACGGAGAAGCAUUACUUUUAGAGAAGGUUGAAUAAGUAUUUAACGAAUUUAUUGACUAAAAAGAUAUAAGGUAUUCUAGUGUGAUAUCUUAAUACCCAAUAUGCAGUUCAUGCUCAAAGGAGAUUUAGAAUGAUAGUAACUUACAAAAAAUGAAGUAAAAACUAAUUGAUCUAUAAGAUUAACUUAGUCAGUUAAGUAAACAAACUAUAAACUAAAAUAAUUUGCAAAGUACUCCUUAAAGCACAAAAAAAUAAGGAUAACUUUCAUAGUAAAGCUUCUAAUCAAAAUUAUCAUCUCAACAGUUAAAUACAAAAUCAGGUUAGUAGCUUUUAAACAGUAAAACAGAAGAAAUAAAAUAAUUAUAGCAAGAAAUAGAUAAGAUUUCUAAAUAAAAGCCUGGAAGUUGCAAAGGAUGUAGAAGAUUAUAUUGCAUCUCUUGCUAAAAUCAAUCAUAUUGUAAGGGUUGCAAGUUAUAUUUCACAAGCUAGUUAAAGACAAACAAAUUUAUUAUAAAAGAAAAUAAGGAUUGGCCAAUGCUUAUGCUUGAUGAUACUUAAAAGUAGGGUAUAUAAUCAAAUUUAGAUAUUCCAAAAAUAUAAAACGUAAAAUUAGUAUAAAUAUCUGCACUUUUAUAGAAGCUUAACAUAGGAUUAGUCUUAGCCAAUUAAGAGCUUUUUUCAGGAAAAUAUGAAUGGGAAGUUGUAAUUGAAAAUAAUGAUUAGUGUCACAGUAUUGGUUUUGGUUUAUGUAAGCUUGAUGAAUUACAAUCUGAAAUAGAACUAGGAAAAAAUUUGAAAGAAUUUUCUGAGUCUACUGGACUCAUUGUAGUAACAUCGAAUGGAAAAAUUGCAGGAGGCUUAAAAGGAAGGGUUCAAUCAUUCUAAAAAGAGAAGUUGGCUAUGAGCUUUAACUGUCUUCUAGAUUUUGGAAAGAAUAAAUUUAGUAUAAGUGGAAAAAAUGUUUAUUUAGAAAAAGAUUUAGAAAAUAAUCAAGGUUAUGUGCCUUGUUUCUACUCUGGUUGCUGUUUUAAAAGCUAUAAUAAUUUUACAAUUAAAUAAAAAUAUUAAUAUGAUUAGUUGAUAAUUCAAAAAUGA
Molecule: messenger RNA, 2235 nt
Organism: Tetrahymena thermophila SB210
Lineage: Eukaryota; Ciliophora; Oligohymenophorea; Hymenostomatida; Tetrahymenidae
Exons: 2
Source: RefSeq, a predicted model, not a curated record